Messenger RNA from Clonostachys rhizophaga, 864 nucleotides. NCBI's taxonomy places the organism in Eukaryota, Fungi, Ascomycota, Sordariomycetes, Hypocreales, Bionectriaceae. The record is from the annotation of a GenBank genome assembly.
AUGGCUUCCCGUCCCAUUAAUACGUGGUUCCUUCGAGGAGAAGGCUCAGCUUCCUUCCACGUCCCUCCAAUUAACCAGUCUACGCCCUCUUUCCACCACAAACAAGAGCCUCAAAGUCACGACACGAAGCCUUCUUCCCGCCCUCCGGACAUAGAGUCACCGAAGGAUCAGAAGACUCUUUACCCCGAUAACGAACAAUCGGCCGCCUUGGAUCUGGCGCCUCCGCCUGAAGCAACUGUGAUCAUAGAUUCGGACAACGAGUCCACAGUUUCCGUCCAUGCUGCCACCGAAAUCGAACUGGCCGCUUCAGGGUUCAAGCUCCCAAAAGGCCAGCCGAUCAGAAAGCUGGUAGAGCUAGAGCCAUUGGAUUGCGACUGCCUUCGAUGUGCUCGCGCUCUGGCAGAUUACAAACCCAAAGAUGGGCAGAGAUUUGCUCCACCGCUCUGCUGUUACAAAGUUGGCUCUUUCACGGGCAGCUGUACACGUUGCGUCUCUUCCCACGGGGAAUGCUUGAAAAUGCCUUACCGACACCACCGCUUGGUCCACCGAUUCCGGAAGCUCGCGACAGACGAAACCCUCCGCAAGACUCGAGAGUUCCGGAUCCUACGUUGGCGGGUGCGCCAGACCUUGGAGUCACUCAAGUCCAAGUCGAAUCAUCUCAAAUCUCAGGAGCAUCAGGAUGCCGAGGAGGAUCUUCGCUAUCGGCGCCAGCGAGAGGCUUGGCAAGACAGGGUCCAACUCGACAUCGCCAAUAGCCUUCAGCGAAUUGCUCAGUCUCUGGUGCGAGCCUCUGAGACCCGGGUGAGCCGAGUCCUUGGUGAGAAGGAGGCAGCCUCAGUGCCCGAUUUCGCUGACUUCAGGCCU